This is a messenger RNA of Heteronotia binoei (common prickly gecko), 2175 nucleotides long. RefSeq names its product somatostatin receptor 2 (gene SSTR2). The transcript is spliced from 2 exons. Bases 526 to 1644 code for a protein of 372 amino acids. Lineage: Eukaryota; Metazoa; Chordata; Lepidosauria; Squamata; Gekkonidae. Gene Ontology annotation, biological process: cellular response to estradiol stimulus; cellular response to glucocorticoid stimulus; neuropeptide signaling pathway. The record is from RefSeq and is a predicted model, not a curated record. Gene Ontology annotation, cellular component: membrane; neuron projection. Gene Ontology annotation, molecular function: neuropeptide binding; somatostatin receptor activity.
UCCCCGAUUGCACCGCAGACCUGGGGCGACACAGCCGUAUGACGAGCGACAGGGACAAUUAAUGGAUGGGAGGAGUAGCUCGAGGGGCGAGCUUCUCUUCGGAUCCGCUCGCCGGUUGGUACAUCGGGAAGCACUUUGCCAGAGCUCCUGUGCCUUGAGCUCCAUCUGUGUGCGAGCACAGAAUCUGCUUUGAGCACUCGCUUUUUCUCCCGCACAAAAGAACCAAGAGCAGCAACAGCAGCUGAGAGCCGCAUUGAGCGCUGGUCUGACUCCCUCUCCACUUCAAGGGGACCCCGAGGGUCUGGCAGUGAGCAGUAAGAUAUCUUUUGAGUUUCCUUUACUAUCGAGCUCCCCACGCAGGAAUUAUGUGCGUACACAAAAAGAGAGGGGAAGAGGAGGAGGAGAAGAAUCCGUGAAGGGCCAACAAUUAUCUUCCCACUUAUCUGUGAGCACCCUGAAUAAAUUGACAUGACCAUUUUCUUUGCGUGAAGUGUUUGCCUGGCAAACAGUAACACCAGUUGCAUCAUGGACCUGAAGUAUGAGUUGCUCAACACCACCAUGUUCUGGUUUCCCUCAGCCUCUCAGUUUGACAGCUUCUCCCCAGAGACUCCUACCACUAAUGCCUCCAUAAACAUCACAGGCCAUCACUACGACUUAACCAGCAAUGCCAUCCUCACCUUCCUCUACUUCGUGGUUUGCAUUGUGGGACUAUGUGGUAAUACCCUCGUCAUCUAUGUUAUUCUCCGCUAUGCCAAGAUGAAAACAAUUACCAACAUCUACAUACUCAACUUAGCGAUAGCUGAUGAACUGUUCAUGUUGGGGUUGCCUUUUUUGGCAAUGCAAGUGGCUCUAGUUCACUGGCCAUUCGGAAAAGCCAUCUGUCGAGUUGUCAUGACAGUGGAUGGGAUCAAUCAGUUCACCAGCAUCUUCUGCCUCACAGUAAUGAGUGUUGAUAGGUACCUUGCUGUAGUGCAUCCCAUAAAAUCUGCCAAGUGGAGGCGGCCAACAACUGCAAAGAUGGUCAAUGUAGCUGUAUGGGUUAUUUCCCUUCUGGUCAUUAUGCCCAUCAUGAUAUAUGCUGGAGUGGCCAAUAACCACGGCAGCAGUAGCUGUACCAUAAUCUGGCCAGAUGAGUCUGGUGCUUGGUAUGCUGGUUUCAUAAUCUAUGCCUUUAUUCUAGGCUUCCUAGUGCCCCUUACUAUCAUCUGUCUUUGUUACCUAUUCAUUAUCAUCAAAGUAAAAUCCUCUGGUAUCAGAGUGGGCUCCUCUAAGAGGAAAAGGUCAGAGAAGAAAGUUACUAGGAUGGUCUCCAUUGUGGUUGCUGUUUUCAUCUUUUGCUGGCUGCCCUUCUACAUCUUUAAUGUCUACUCUGUUUCUGUCUUAAUUGUGCCCACACCAGUUCUCAAGGGCAUGUUUGAUUUUGUAGUGGGCCUCACCUAUGCCAAUAGCUGUGCUAACCCUAUCCUCUAUGCCUUCUUGUCUGACAACUUCAAGAAGAGCUUCCAGAAUGUUCUCUGCUUGAUGAAAGUCAGUGGCAUGGAUGAAACAGAUAGGAGUGACAGCAAGCAGGAUAAAUCCAGGUUAAAUGAAGCCACAGAAACCCAAAGGACACUGCUCAAUGGAGACCUCCAGACAAGCAUUUAAGACUUCUGCAACUGUCCAAUGAUCUUCUUCCUGCUUCUUAAUAGAAGAUAGCAGCCCACAGCAAGUCAGCUCCUUGGCCCUUCUCUUAUUGGAAUGGUUAUGCAUGAGAUGGAUUGGUUCAUGGAGUAGCUUUGCUUCUCAGCCAAGAAAGGACAGCCUUGGAAAGGUAUUACUCAAAAGGAGAAGUUAAUAUGUAUGGAUAACAGUCCAGAAGCACACACAGGUUUGUGCAGACUUGCACAUGGCAUAAUCAUGCCUUGUGAGAAUCCCUAUGGGCAAAUCUACCAGAGUGAAUCUGAGAUAAAAGAACCCCUCAAAGAUUUUUCAAUAGCUUACAUGUUCUAGAAUUUUAUAUGUUCAAUUUUUGAUAUUUGGAAUAAAUUUUUAAAGAGGACUUGGCUGAUACAAAUACUAGUCAGCCCCCUCAUCCCCUGUCCCAGUCAGGCCUAGGCAGCAGAUCUGCAUUCAGAAAAUGUUACCGAGGUAGGAGAACAGAGAUCUGGAAACUCCCCCACCUCCUAAAUUGCAGAU